CAGUUCCUCCUGGACUCAUCUUCAGCUUUGCCUUUACUGAUUCUCAGUGCACCUCUGGGACUCAAGACAUCACGAUGGGUGACGCUCUUAUGGCAGAAUUUGGAAAAGCAGCUCCCUUCUUGAGGAAGUCAGACAAAGAACGACUCGAAGCUCAAACUAGACCAUUUGACAUCAAGACGGAAUGCUUUGUUGUGGAUGAAAAAGUGGAGUAUGUCAAGGGGCAAAUUGUCAGCAAGGAUGCAGGAAAGGUGACCGUUAAGACAGAAGAUGGGAGGACGGUCACGGCCAAAGAGGGGGAUGUCCAUCCCCAGAACCCACCUAAAUUUGAUAAAAUUGAAGAUAUGGCCAUGUUCACUUUUCUUCAUGAGCCUGCCGUGCUGUUCAACCUCAAAGAGCGUUAUGCAGCCUGGAUGAUCUACACUUACUCAGGGCUGUUUUGUGUAACAGUCAAUCCUUACAAAUGGCUGCCUGUGUAUGAUUCAGAGGUAGUGGCUGCUUACAGAGGUAAGAAGAGAACAGAAGCCCCUCCUCAUAUCUUCUCCAUCUCAGACAAUGCAUAUCAGUAUAUGCUAACUGACAGGGAGAACCAGUCAGUCCUCAUCACUGGAGAAUCUGGUGCUGGGAAGACUGUUAACACCAAGAGAGUUAUCCAGUAUUUUGCAAGUAUUGCAGCUGCUGGAGGAUCUGCCAAGAAGGACGCAAACAAGGGCACCCUGGAGGAUCAAAUCAUCCAGGCAAAUCCUGCACUUGAGGCCUUUGGCAACGCCAAAACAGUAAGAAAUGACAACUCCUCUCGUUUUGGAAAGUUUAUCCGCAUUCAUUUUGGAACAAGUGGCAAACUUUCUUCAGCUGACAUCGAAACAUAUCUGCUGGAAAAGUCCCGAGUUACCUUUCAGCUAAAAUCAGAAAGAAACUACCACAUCUUCUUUCAGAUCUUAUCCAAUGCCAAGCCAGAGCUGCUGGAUAUGCUUCUGAUUACAAACAAUCCCUACGAUUACUCUUACAUCUCCCAAGGAGAAGUAACUGUUGCAAGUAUCAAUGACAGCGAGGAGUUGUUAGCCACUGACAGUGCCUUUGAUGUGCUUGGUUUCACCCCAGAUGAGAAGAUAGGAGUGUACAAAUUGACUGGUGCCAUCAUGCAUUAUGGGAACAUGAAGUUCAAGCAAAAGCAGCGUGAGGAACAGGCUGAACCUGAUGGUAGCGAAGCUGCUGAUAAAUCUGCCUACCUAAUGGGGCUAAACAGUGCAGAUCUCCUGAAGGGACUCUGCCAUCCGAGGGUCAAGGUAGGAAAUGAAUAUGUCACAAAAGGUCAAGGUGUGGAUCAAGUAUACUACUCACUUGGUGCACUGGCUAAGUCAGUGUAUGAGAAGAUGUUCAAUUGGAUGGUGGUGCGAAUCAACCAGUCCCUAGACACAAAGCAACAUCGACAAUAUUUCAUUGGAGUGCUAGAUAUUGCUGGAUUUGAGAUCUUUGAUUUCAACACAUUUGAGCAGCUCUGCAUUAAUUUCACCAAUGAAAAACUGCAACAGUUUUUCAAUCACCACAUGUUUGUCUUGGAACAAGAAGAGUACAAGAAGGAAGGAAUAGACUGGGAGUUCAUUGACUUUGGAAUGGAUCUGCAAGCUUGCAUUGAUCUGAUUGAGAAGCCCCUUGGAAUUAUGUCUAUUCUGGAGGAGGAAUGCAUGUUUCCAAAGGCGAGUGAUCAGACCUUCAAAGCGAAACUAUAUGAUAAUCAUCUUGGCAAGUCCAACAUGUUCCAGAAGCCUCGUGCAGCCAAAGGCAAAGCAGAGGCACACUUUGCAUUGGUUCACUAUGCUGGCACUGUUGAUUACAACAUUUCAGGCUGGCUUGUGAAGAACAAAGAUCCACUGAAUGAAACAGUAGUUGGGCUGUAUCAAAAGUCCUCUCUCAAGCUUCUAAGCCUUCUCUUCUCAAGCUAUGCAGGAGCAGAGGGAGGUGAAAAGUCCGGUGGGAAAGGAGCCAAAAAGAAGGGUUCAUCCUUUCAGACUGUGUCUGCCCUGCACAGAGAAAAUCUAAAUAAACUGAUGACCAAUCUCCGAACAACUCACCCACAUUUUGUUCGCUGUUUGAUUCCAAAUGAGAGCAAAACUCCUGGAAUCAUGGACAACUGCAUUGUGAUGCACCAGCUUCGCUGUAAUGGUGUGCUGGAGGGUAUCAGAAUUUGCAGGAAAGGUUUUCCAAACAGGGUGCUCUAUGGAGACUUUAAACAGAGGUACAGAAUUCUCAAUGCAUCUGCUAUCCCAGAAGGCCAGUUCAUUGAAAACAAGAAAAGUGCUGAGAAACUCCUGGGAUCACUUGACAUUGAUCAUACACAGUACAGGUUUGGCCACACAAAGGUCUUUUUCAAAGCAGGUCUGCUGGGUACCCUAGAGGAGAUGCGAGAUGAGCAACUUGCUCGCAUCAUUACAAGGAUACAAGCUAAUGCUCGAGCUCUGCUAAUGAGAGCAGAAUAUCUGAAGCUUGUUGAACGGAGGGAUGCCUUAAUGGUCAUUCAGUGGAACCUUCGCUCCUUCCUGAGUGUUAAAAACUGGCCAUGGAUGAAAAUGUUCUUCAAAAUAAAGCCCCUUCUCAAGAGUGCAGAGUCUGAGAAAGAGAUGGCAAACAUGAAGGAAGAAUUUAAUAAGUUAAAAGAAGCGCUUGAUAAAUCUGACAGCAGAAGGAAAGAGUUGGAGGAGAAAAUGGUCACAAUUCUUCAAGAAAAGAACGAUUUACUUCUCCAGCUGCAAUCAGAGCAAGAUACACUGACAGAUGCUGAGGAACGAUGUGAGCAGUUGAUUAAAAGCAAGAUUCAACUGGAGGCUAAAGUAAAAGAACUAACUGAGCGGAUUGAAGAUGAAGAAGAGAUGAAUGCAGACCUCACAGCCAAAAAGCGAAAGUUGGAGGAUGAAUGCUCUGAGCUUAAGAAAGACAUAGAUGACCUUGAGCUUACUCUGGCCAAGGUUGAAAAAGAAAAGCAUGCCACUGAGAACAAAGUAAAGAACCUCACUGAGGAAAUGGCCUCCCAGGAUGAGAUCAUAAUGAAGCUCACAAAGGAGAAAAAAGCUCUACAGGAGGCUCACCAACAGACACUGGAUGACCUGCAGAGUGAAGAGGAUAAAGCUAAUACCUUGACAAAAGCCAAAGUUAAGCUUGAGCAGCAAGUUGAUGACCUAGAGGGCUCCCUUGAACAAGAAAAAAAAGUUAGGAUGGAUCUUGAACGUGCUAAAAGAAAACUAGAAGGAGACCUAAAACUUACUCAAGAAAAUAUAAUGGAUUUGGAGAACGACAAACAGCAACAAGAAGAGAAACUAAAGAAGAAAGACUUUGAAAUAUGCCAGCUAAAUGGAAAAAUUGAGGAUGAGCAGAUGAUAGGAAUUCAACUACAAAAAAAGUUAAAAGAAAGCCAAGCUCGUAUCGAGGAACUGGAGGAAGAGCUGGAUGCUGAGCGUGCAGCUCGUGCAAAAGUGGAGAAGCAGCGAUCCGAUCUCUCGCGAGAACUAGAAGACAUUAGUGAGCGCCUUGAGGAGGCAGGUGGAGCCACAUCUGCUCAAGUGGAACUUAACAAGAAAAGGGAGACUGAGUUUCAGAAGCUGCGCCGGGAUCUUGAGGAAUCUACCCUUCAGCACGAGGCCACUUCCGCUGCUCUCCGAAAGAAGCAUGCUGAUUCAGUGUCUGAACUUGGGGAACAAAUUGACAACCUGCAGCGUGUUAAGCAAAAGCUAGAGAAAGAGAAGACAGAACUGAAGUUGGAGCUGGAUGACCUGGCCUCAAACAUGGAGAGUAUUGUAAAAGCCAAGGUCAACCUUGAAAAAAUGUGCCGUUCAAUGGAAGAUCAAAUGAAUGAGCAUCGGUCUAAAGCUGAAGAGGCCCAGAGAGCUCUUAGUGACUUCUCAACCCAAAAAGCCAAGCUGCUGACUGAAAACGGUGAACUUGGACGGCAGUUGGAGGAGAAAGAGUGCUUGAUCUCUCAACUUACAAGAGGUAAGACCUCUUAUACCCAACAGCUAGAGGACCUGAGAAGACAACUUGAGGAAGAAGUGAAAGCAAAGAAUGCCUUAGCUCAUGCUGUACAGUCUUCUCGUCAUGACUGUGACUUGCUGAGAGAGCAGAUAGAGGAAGAACAGGAGGCUAAGACAGAGCUCCAGCGGGCACUAUCAAAGGCAAAUACCGAAGUUGCAACAUGGAGAGCGAAGUAUGAAACUGAUGGGAUUCAGAGAACAGAAGAACUAGAGGAGGCUAAAAAGAAACUUGUCCAAAGGCUACAAGAGGCGGAAGAGGCAGUAGAAGCAGUGAACGCAAAGUGUUCCUCUCUUGAAAAAACUAAGCAUCGACUGCAAAAUGAGAUUGAAGAUCUUAUGUUGGAUCUUGAGCGCUCAAAUGCAGCCUCUGCUUCUUUGGACAAGAAACAGCGUGGCUUUGACAAAGUCAUGGCAGAGUGGAAGCAGAAGUAUGAGGAGUCACAGUGUGAACUGGAGGCAUCCCAGAAGGAAGCACGGAACCUGAGUACUGAACUAUUCAAACUGAAGAAUGCUUAUGAGGAAUGUCUUGAUCAACUUGAGACCAUGAAAAGGGAGAACAAGAACCUGCAAGAGGAGAUAUCAGACAUGACAGAUCAGCUUGGGGAAGGCGGUAAGAGUGUACAUGAGCUUGAGAAACUUAGAAAACAACUUGAACAAGAGAAAGCAGAGUUGCAAUCAGCACUGGAGGAAGCAGAGGCCUCUGUAGAGCAUGAAGAAAGCAAGACCCUGCGAUCCCAACUUGAGUUCAAUCAAAUGAAGGCAGACAUUGAACGAAAGCUGUCUGAGAAGGACGAAGAGAUGGAGCAGGCAAAGAGAAAUUACCAACGAAUGGUGGAAUCCUUACAGACUUCUCUUGAGGCAGAAACAAGAAGCCGAAAUGAGGCAUUAAGAGUCAAGAAAAAGAUGGAGGGAGACCUCAAUGAAAUGGAAAUACAACUAAGUCAAGCCAACAGACAGGCGGCUGAUGCCCAGAAACAACUGAAGAUGGUCCAGUCAUUCCUGAAGGAUGCUCAGCUUCAACUGGAUGAUUCUUCUCAUUCUAAUGACGAUCUCAAAGAGAACAUGGCCCUUUCAGAACGCAGAAAUAACCUUCUUCAAGCAGAGCUCGAGGAACUUAGGGGAUUGCUGGAGCAAACCGAGAGAGGGCGUAAACUAGCCGAGCAAGAGCUUACAGAUGCAACCGAAAGGAUUCAGCUACUGCAUUCCCAAAACACUUGCCUUAUCAAUCAAAAGAAAAAGCAAGAGGCUGAUUUGCUACAGCUCCAAAAUGAGAUGGAAGACCUGGUACAAGAGAGUCGCAAUGCUGAAGAGAAGGCAAAAAAAGCCAUAACUGAUGCAGCUAUGAUGGCUGAGGAGUUGAAGAAAGAGCAAGACACCAGUGCCCAUCUUGAGAGAAUGAAAAAGAACAUGGAGCAGACCAUUAAAGACUUGCAACACAGACUGGAUGAGGCUGAACAAAUAGCUAUGAAGGGUGGUAAGAAACAGCUCCAGAAGCUAGAGGCCCGCAUACGUGACCUUGAGAAUGAGUUGGAAGCAGAACAAAAACGAGGCACAGAGUCCAUUAAAGCAGUUCGCAAGUAUGAGCGCCGCAUUAAGGAACUCACCUAUCAGACAGAAGAGGAUCGCAAGAACAUGACAAGAAUCCAGGAUUUGGUGGACAAGCUACAGCUGAAAGUGAAGGCAUACAAGCGCUCUGCUGAGGAAGCUGAAGAACAAGCUAAUGUCAACCUGGCCAAGCUACGAAAACUACAGCACGAGCUGGAAGAGGCAGAGGAGCGUGCAGAUAUUGCAGAAUCCCAGGUGAACAAGCUGCGUGCCAAGACUAGGGAUGGUGUGCCUGGCAAAAAAUCCCAGGAUGAGUAACAUCACGUCAUGUGAUGAUCACAGCACCUUGAUUGUGCUCAUUACUUUUCUUUUUCUCCAUCAAUUUAGAAGUUUGGAUAUCAUGUUUGCAGUAAAGCCCAAAUACAUUAAUUAAUGACAAAAAGUAAUACUACUAAUACCUUUAUACUACUAAUAGUAGAAUACAGUAAUAAUUAGUUAAAAUGUAUAAUUGCUUCAAAUUAAGUGUUUUUUCAUUGAUUUUGCUGAAUACUUUUCUGAAAUUGAAAGUGUGUUAUGCCACUUUACAGUUCAUACUUAAUGAUUGUGAAAAAUAAUGCCAAUUGUCAUCAUGAUGCCCUCAAUAAAACGUAACCAAUGAUUUCCAGUAGAAAUAAACACAAGCAUUGCACCA
This is a messenger RNA of Astyanax mexicanus (Mexican tetra), 6255 nucleotides long. It is a transcript of the gene myh6, whose product is annotated as myosin, heavy chain 6, cardiac muscle, alpha. NCBI's taxonomy places the organism in Eukaryota, Metazoa, Chordata, Actinopteri, Characiformes, Acestrorhamphidae. The record is from RefSeq and is a predicted model, not a curated record. Bases 75 to 5882 code for a protein of 1935 amino acids. Gene Ontology annotation, cellular component: myosin complex. Gene Ontology annotation, molecular function: cytoskeletal motor activity; actin filament binding; ATP binding. The transcript has a single exon.